Molecule: messenger RNA, 3930 nt
Organism: Ruditapes philippinarum (Manila clam)
Lineage: Eukaryota; Metazoa; Mollusca; Bivalvia; Venerida; Veneridae
Product: brother of CDO-like
Exons: 17
Coding region: 432-3518 (1028 amino acids)
Biological process (GO): cell-cell adhesion; nervous system development; axon guidance
Cellular component (GO): axon; plasma membrane
Molecular function (GO): protein binding
Source: RefSeq, a predicted model, not a curated record
UGAAAACUGGUUGAAAUUUUCAGAUACAGAAUGGAAGUUAAUAUAAACAAAGAUGUAUAUUUAUCUAUAAUUAGUUCAGCAUUCUUUACUGUGAUAAUUUCAAAGAAAUAUACACAGGAAGUUGGUAAAUCUAUGUCAAUGAUGUAGCAAGCCAGAGAGGCAUAUCAGCACUAUUUCAUUGGUGUGUGUAAAUAUGUACAAAACAGUCUUUGUUUUCAGUGUAAAUUCUUCAAAUUAUGGAUAAACAAAGUGAUUUUCUGGACUAAGUUGUGAAUUUUGAGAUGACUUUGUGAAGACUUGAAGAUUUUGUGGAUUUAUAUUGAAGCUAUAAAAAACUGAGUCACUAAAGAUGUAGUAUACAUACUAUCGAGACUGAUGUACGGGGAAUACCGAGUGAACGUUGGUUCUUUUAUGAACAACUCAGACAAAACAUGAGCAGUAGCUGUCUCACACGGACACCGCUCAUCGAGCUAGCGAUACUUUUGACGAUUAUAGUCAUGACAUGGGCAACAAAUGAUAUGAUUCCCCAUUUUACUGUUGAGCCAUCUUCAGGCGUAGUAUCCCAGAAUUCACCCACAACUCUUUCCUGUCGUGUCGAACCUUCGAGUUCCGUCGUACGAUGGAAGUUCAACGGUGAAUAUUUUGAGGAAAAUAACCCGUAUGGAUUUAAGCAGAUAGGAACAGAUUUACACUUGUCUUCUCUGCCGGACAAUGGUCACGAAUCCACGUUUCAGUGUGUAGCUCAAAGCACACUUGGAACACUACUCAGCGUACCAGCAAAAAUCUCUAAAGCAGUAUUAAGGAAGUUUGAAGAGCUGGAUGAUCUUCAUCUGAAUGUUUCUGAAGGUUCGAACCUCGUGAUUCCUUGCCAACCCCCUUACAGCCGACCUCAAAGCAAAAUAUUGUAUAGAUACAACCAUUCUACCAUCAUUGAUAAAGAUACAGAUCAUUUUAAAAUCCUGCCGUCUGGAAAUCUACAGAUUAUUAAAGUGACGUCUGCUGACCAGGGCCUGUAUCAGUGCAUGGCCCAGAACAUUCUACGUAACCGUACGCGUACUGCCAAACAUAGUAUACAUGUUCACGUUCUCAAUAAGCAAGUUCCUAGAUAUGAUCCUGCAGUAAUAAUGACAUCAACAAAGUUACAAGCGUUGCUUGGUGAAAACGUGGUUCUAGAAUGUUCGGCUGUUGGUAAUCCACAACCAGUGAUCUCCUGGGAGAAAUAUGGUGGCUCCCUCUCUGAGGGGAGAUACCGUCUGCUGCAUGGUAACUUGUAUUUGGACAAGGUGACACUAGAAGAUGAGGGAACAUAUCUUUGUAAAGCAAAUAAUGGCAUUAAUUCUCUGAUGUUAGAUGGUCUUAAAGCAAUGGUACUUGAAGUAUUAGAGCGUCCGAUCAUACAGAGUGUAAACCCAGUGAUCAACGUAAGUCUGGGAGGUCUGAUAGAGUUGAUGUGUAUCGUACGAGGUAAACCACGCCCACAAAUUACCUGGUACCACGAUGGUAACCUUCUCAAGGCAUUUAAUGAAGAAUCUCGUUUGUUUAUACGUAAUGCGGAGGCAAGUCAUCAAGGCUUGUACCAAUGUUUCGCAGAAAACAGUGUUGGUAUCAGCCAUUCUUCUAUGAUAGUUAAUGUAGAUGUCACAAAGAGGGAUUCAGGUUCGCUUACAUUGUCCGAUCAGAAUGUUACUAAGGUACCGUCAAGUGAAGAACUCUCCAACAAAAAAGAGACUCCUGCAGGUCGGGAGUCCAAACGAAGAAAAGAUUCAAAACGGAAAUCUAAACGAAGAAGAAGUAGAAAGAAGAAACAGCGACAUAGAAAUAAAGCUAGAAAUUUAGAACCAGUGAAACUUGUACCGCCAAGCAAACCAGAAGUGAACCAGUUGUCUGACACGUCUGUCAUGUUAAACUGGACAGUACCGGAAAAUGACGGGUUGCCAAUAACGUUCUUCAGAGUACAAUAUAAGAAAGUGGCUCCAAAGAAAGGCAGCUGGGUAACAGAUGACAUCAAAAUUGACAGCCAAGUACGGACAUUUGAAGUGAGAGGUUUAAAACCAAGAUCUACGUACAAGUUCCGAAUAGCUGCUGUAUAUACAAAUGAUGACAAUGAAAUUGGCGAGAAUUCUGAUAAGUUUGAGAUGAAUGUUGAUCCUGUCCCAGAAGCGAAACCCCCUAACAAGGCACCAAAUAUUGUACAAGUUAUUCCAAUAGACUAUAAAGAAAAUCACGGUCUAAAUGUACACUGGCAGCACAAUGUUGUGACCUUGACACCGAUCGAGGGUUUCUAUAUUUACUACAAGCCAUACCAUGCAGAGAAAGACCCAUUCCAGAAUGUCACUCUACUGGAGCCCAGCGUUAGAUCACAUCUACUAACCAACCUGUUUCCCGGCACAGAAUACCUCAUUAGAAUGCAGUCAUUUAAUGGUGUAGGAGAUAGUCCGUACAGCAAUGAAGUUGUUGAAAGAACAAAAGGUACGGGUGGACCGUAUGACAAUCCACAGUUACCACAUAUAAAACCUGGAGUAUCUACAGACAAUCCUCCUGUAGUUACACCUGUCAGUAACGAUCCUAAGGAGAACGACGAUGACGGGGACAACCAGACACGUCGUACUGGGAACCAGACAAGUAGUGAAAUGUUGUACAUGAUUCUGGGUAUUGUACUGGGUGUGAUGAUGUUGUUGUUGAUCGUGUUUAUGUUCAUGUGCUGGUGGAAACAGCGACAACAAAGGAGACAGCUUGAUGCAAUGAAUGAUGCUGUACGUAACAAGUUCACAGACCCUUCUCAGAGAAUAUAUGCAGAUAGUUUACGCAAGAAAAUAUUGAAUGGUGGUAUAACAAUGAACGGCAUUAAUGGGACGAUAGCAAAUGGACAUAUACCUCGUAAUUAUCAUAAUAUGAACAUUAAUGUGAAUCCAUUGUCAGAGUUACAGCCCCUGAAUUCCUCAGAUGGAUCCACUCAUUAUUCUUCCUCAAGUUUUCAUCCAAAUGGGACCCUCCCUUCCCAUCAUCGGACAAGUGACAAUAAUUGCAAUAAUAUUAACCAAUCAAAAAGUCUGCAGAAUUCUUUGCAGCAUUUAAACCACCAUAAUACCCCUAGUGUUGGGGAUGGGGAGACUUUAGGCAGUGGGGAAUCUAUGGCGAAUCCCCCGUCGCCCAUAUGUAAAAAUGUGCCAAUUGGUCAUAAUAGUGAUGCGCUAGAUAGACGCUCUUUAUCAAAUAGGUCAUGUGACCAUGGGUCAUGUGAUCCUUGUGACAGUUCUUUAUCUUAUGAUGAUACGGGUGGUGUAUAUAAUAGUGGUCGUCAUCGGAAACGACGACGGCGAGCACAGUGUAAAGAACAAACUACUAAAGAUCAAGCAACUAACACGGAUUUAAGCAGUAACGACGGCACGAUGGAGUUGUCAGAGAGUAAUAAAGCGAUAUCAUCAUCGCAAGAAUCUGGUCAGUUAACUGAUAAUACUGUUACCGUGAAGACAAACUCUGAAAGUCAAGUGUUAGUUCCGUGUACUAAUGUCGUAUGACCUUGGCUCUACGAACAUUUAUAAUUACGCAAUCUGCAAUAUUUUAAUUAACCUGAGAUUCUAACGAGAAUUUUUUUUUUCUUUUCAAGAAUGGCAGACUUCUUGAUGGAUUUAUGCAAUGGAGUUGUGCAUUUAAGUUUGCAAAUCCCUCAGGAAUUUUUUUUUUAAAUAAACUAGAUUUAAAAAUGCAUUUUUUUUUUGCAUCAAGUGUUUAUUCAGCAGAAACUGGACUGCAGCAAUUUGAUUGGUGCUUAUUCAUGUGAUAAUGUAUAAUACCAAAUAAUGCAUUUUUGUGUCGACACAAAAAGAACAACUUUCUUUGGAAGGAGAGGAAUUAAUGUAAUAAUAGCGUGUUCACAUUGUGAAGGAGAAUCAAAGGCUUCGAGGGGCGUCAAAUUAGCCAUAGAUUGAA